Molecule: messenger RNA, 974 nt
Organism: Hibiscus syriacus
Lineage: Eukaryota; Viridiplantae; Streptophyta; Magnoliopsida; Malvales; Malvaceae
Product: protein trichome birefringence-like 14
Exons: 3
Coding region: 14-454 (146 amino acids)
Cellular component (GO): Golgi apparatus
Molecular function (GO): O-acetyltransferase activity
Source: RefSeq, a predicted model, not a curated record
AGAUGAUGUAUCUAUGUCUAGGGACCCGGAACCGGAGGGUACAUUUGAGGUGAACAAUUCUGAUGCAAUCAUGACUGAAGAAACAAAGGAUGAAGAACCGAAUUUCGAUCCUCCUCUACCGAUAAAUCCAGCAAUACCGUCUCCGUCUAGUAAGGACGAUAGUGAUGUGGAGAACAUUACAAAUUCAUCCGAGUCCAAGUCGCAAGAAUGUAACUAUGCAAAGGGUAAAUGGGUUGCAGACAGCCGGCGCCCGUUGUAUUCCGGGUUUAGUUGCAAACGGUGGUUACCAAAUGUCUGGGCAUGUCGACUAACCCAGCGAACAGAUUUUUCCUAUGAAGGAUACCGCUGGGAACCAAUAAAUUGUCAAAUGCCAGAAUUUGAGCGGUUUAGCUUCUUAAGCAAAAUGCAGGACAAAACGAUUGCAUUUAUAGGUGAUUCAUUAGGGAGGCAAUAAUUCCAUUCCUUGAUGUGUAUGGCCACCGGUGGGGAAGACAGCCCUGAUGUUGAAGAUGUCGGAAGCGAAUACGGAUUUAUCAAACGUUACAAAGGCAUUCGUCUGGAUGGAUGGGCUUACCGGUUCCCAUCCACUAAUACCACCAUUUUAUUUUAUUGGUCUUCAACACUUUGCAGAUUGGAACGAAUUAACAACUCCGAUCCAGAUUCAAGUCUCGCCCUGCAUUUGGACCGUGUGCCAAGUUUCUUGACCAAGUUCCUACACCGUUUUCAUGUGUUGGUUCUGAAUACAGCACAACACUGGAUUAAAGCAAAAUUCAUAGCGAAUUGCUGGAUAAUGCACGUAAACCGGAAGCCUAUCAAAGAAGGAAUACUCAUGGACAUGAUGAAUGUGAAGAACUACACGGUUCAUAGGAUUGUGAAGUGGCUUGAUUCGCAACUCCCGUUACAUCCGGGCCUAAAAGCUUUCUUUCGGACCAGGUCACCGAGGCAUUUAGACAAAACCGGAUUUUGCAAUAAUA